UCUGACGUGCACGAGUUUUCCGAAACUUGCCUGAGCUGUUGCCUGCAGAAGGUUCGCGCCCCUUCCUGCUUUAAGUCAAGGCGCGGCAUUGAGCCCUGCAGCGAGUGGAACAGGUAGCGAGGUGACCCGGGACCUGCAACCAGCCCCGAACCAGCGAUGUGGAAAUCAGCAGUAGGACAUAACGUUAAAGUGGAAGUGGAGAAGGACGGAGAUGAUUGGGAAACAGAUCCUGACUUUGUUAAUGACAUUUCAGAACAGGAGCAACGAUGGGGAGCAAAAUCUGUCGAUGGGUCUGGUCGGCCUCAGCACAUCAAUGUCCACGAGUUGAGGGAGAAUGUCGCAAAAGAUCAUGGCUCCUUGAAGAAGAAAGAAAUGGAGGAGGGAUCAAAAGCGUCAUAUGGUUAUGGUGGCAAGUUUGGGGUCCAGAAAGAUCGUAUGGACAAGUCUGCUUUAGGGAACGAUUACGUGGCUGAUGUGGCAAAGCAUUCAUCACAGACAGAUGCUGCCAAAGGAUUUGGAGGGAAGUAUGGAGUUCAGACAGAUCGGACAGACAAGUCAGCACUGGGGUAUGGAUACAAAGGAGAAGUGGACAAGCACGCUUCACAAAAAGAUUAUGCCAAAGGAUUUGGUGGCAAGUAUGGAGUAGAAAAAGAGAAGGUGGAUAAAUCUGCCAUGGGAUACGACUACAAGGGAGUGACAGAGAAACACGAGUCACAAAAAGAUUAUACCAAAGGAUUUGGUGGCAAGUUUGGAGUAGAGAAAGAGAAGGUGGAUAAAUCUGCUUUGGGAUACGACUACAAGGGAGUGACGGAGAAACACGAGUCACAAAAAGAUUAUGCUAAAGGAUUUGGUGGCAAAUAUGGAGUAGAAACAGAUAAGGUGGAUAAAUCUGCCAUGGGAUACGACUACAAGGGAGUGACGGACAAACACGAGUCACAAAAAGAUUAUUCCAAAGGGUUUGGAGGGCAAUAUGGGGUGCAGCAGGACCGGAUGGACAAGAGUGCAGGUUCCUUCACUGAGAUGGAGGGUCCAACCUCGUCCUAUCAAAAGACAACGCCAGUGGAAGCCGCCAGCAGCAACGCCAAGAGCCUGAAGUCGAGGUUCGAGGGCAUGGCCAGAGCUGGUGAAGAGGCCAACAAAAAGAAAGCUGAGGAGGAACGUGCCCGGAGACAAGCCCGAGAGAGACUGGAGCGGGAGGAAGCAUGCAAGAAGCAGCAGGAGCAGAUGGAGCAAGAGAAAGAGACAGAAGUUACAGAACCUGAAGUAGUUGAACCAAUGAAACCAACUCCUCGUCGGCGGAGUCAGAAACCAAUGGAGGAGCCAGAACCGGAGCCAGAGCCAGAACCGGAGCCAGAACCGAAGCGGUUACUGGAGCGAGUACCGGAACGAGAACCGGAACGAGAACCGGAACGAGAACCGGAGCGAGAACCGGAGCGGUUACCGGAGCCAGAGCAAGAAGAAGCCCAAAUCUAUGAUGAUCCUGAUUCUUCUCAUGAGCAGCUGAAUGUGGAGUACGAAGAUAUUUCUGAAUAUUCUCACCAACCAGUAACCAAGGAGGAUUUGGAAGAUCAGGGUGACUAUGAGAAUAUGAGUGUUGUAUCACAAGAAUUGGCUGUUUCCAUCGUCAUUCCUGGUAUUGGUGAUGAGAAUGUUUACGACAUUGUAGAUGCUGGUGUGACUGCAACAGCUUUGUAUGAUUACCAAGGAGAAGGCGAUGAUGAAAUCUCCUUUGAUCCUGAUGACGUGAUCACAAACAUUGAGAUGAUUGACGAGGGCUGGUGGCAGGGUCAAUUCAAUGGAAAGAUUGGCCUUUUCCCAGCCAAUUAUGUGCGGUUGUUAAAGUAAAUGUUAACUAGCUCAAUAGAACUCAAAAUGUUGACCAACUCUUUGCCUCCAUGAAUGCUGCUUGAUCCAUUGAGUUCCUCCAGCAAUUUGUUUUUGCCCCAGAAUUCAGCAUUUGCAGUCUCUUGUUUCUCUGACAGUGGAUUUGAUUGCUUACUUUCCAUGGGUCACCCAACAUUUGGUGUCUGAAAUGAAAACAUUUCAUGCCUAUGGUGUACCUGCUAAGCAUGCUUCCUUUCAUCCCAUCGAAACAUGAAUCCUUUGGUUGCCCUAACUGAAGCAGUUAUCACAUUAACAAGGCAACCAUUGCAGUGGAAGUGGCCAUUCCAUCCAAUGUUCUAUGCCAGUAUUGACUCAUUAACCAGUAUAGCUUCAUCUAGUCCCAUUUCCUCCAUUUAUUUUCAUGUUUCUCCUUUGCAAACCUUAAUAUAGUUACUGGAGAGCAAUGCCUUCACAUUCUUCGAUUUAUUGUAGAACAAUGAGCACCUAUACGGCUCACUCACCACUCUCUAAAUUUGAGGAAAUUGAAAUGUAUGUAAGAAGACAUAUAGUGUCAAUCAUUAUGUGGCCUCCCCCCUCCUGAUUAGGGAAUGGACAGGGGAAAGCUAGUCAAUUGUCCACAGUAAACUGGAGGAUAUACCUAGUGACAAAUUCCCAUUGCCAAAUGAUCCUGUCUUGUUGCCAUAGUCUCUGACCUACAUGCCACCAACUGGUCAUAUUGCUCGGGUACUUCUCAGCUACUCUGUGACAAUGAGCAUCAGAUCUGGGGAACAUUUGUGAGAAUAACUCUCCUUGUGGAUAGAUGCAAACCACACCUUGUGUUGUUGAAUUAUGCUGACUAAACUCUCUGGGAUCCUUUGCACUUGCUGUCACUAUCAACUUUUUUAGAUAAAUUUAGCUGUCAGGCUCAUAGUCCAUAUUACUCUCAUUAAAUAAAAGUCCAUCUUUUCC
Molecule: messenger RNA, 2793 nt
Organism: Leucoraja erinaceus (little skate)
Lineage: Eukaryota; Metazoa; Chordata; Chondrichthyes; Rajiformes; Rajidae
Gene: hcls1
Product: hematopoietic cell-specific Lyn substrate 1
Exons: 16
Coding region: 157-1845 (562 amino acids)
Biological process (GO): regulation of actin filament polymerization
Cellular component (GO): site of polarized growth; cortical actin cytoskeleton; actin filament
Molecular function (GO): actin filament binding
Source: RefSeq, a predicted model, not a curated record